This is a messenger RNA of Coniophora puteana RWD-64-598 SS2, 3319 nucleotides long. RefSeq lists its product as uncharacterized. The record is from RefSeq and is a predicted model, not a curated record. Lineage: Eukaryota; Fungi; Basidiomycota; Agaricomycetes; Boletales; Coniophoraceae. Gene Ontology annotation, biological process: proton transmembrane transport. The transcript has 10 exons. Gene Ontology annotation, molecular function: antiporter activity. Gene Ontology annotation, cellular component: membrane. The coding region runs from base 1 to 2796 and encodes 931 amino acids.
AUGUCCAGUUUCUCUGGACACACCAUUCAACUGUUCGGCGCCGUCACGAAGCGCGCGGAAGCCCAGGGCCAGGGCGGUCUCUUGACUGGCACAGAUCCUGCAACCUUCACCUCCUCUGAUCCUCUCCGGCUAUGGAUCAUCCAAGUUGGCGUCAUCGUGAUGAUGGCACAGGUGCUGUCACUCGUUCUUAGGAAGCUUCGCCAGCCAAAGGUCAUCGCAGAAAUUCUUGGAGGCAUUCUUCUAGGCCCCACCGCGUUCGGCCGCAUUCCCGGCUUCACACAGCACAUCUUCCCUCAAGAGUCUCUCCCUUACCUCACUCUCGUUGCCGAUAUCGGCCUGUGUCUCUUCCUCUUCAUCAUCGGACUCGAGAUCAACGGAGACGUCAUCAAGCGCAAUGGUGCCAAGUCCGCUGUCAUCGCCAUCGCCGGUAUGGCCCUGCCCUUCGGUCUCGGCGCAGGCCUGUCUGUCCCGCUGUACCACCACUUCAUCGACCCUUCCGUCAAGUUCACGUACUUCAUGCUGUUCACCGGUGUCGCCUACUCGAUCACCGCUUUCCCCGUCCUCUGCCGUAUCCUCACCGAGCUCAAGCUGCUCGACACCCAAGUCGGUGUCAUCGUGCUCUCAGCCGGUGUCGCCAACGACGUCGUCGGGUGGAUUCUGCUUGCUCUGAGCGUGGCUCUCGUGAACGCGAGUACAGGACUUACCGCCCUGUGGAUCCUUAUGGUCUGCUUUGCGUUUGUCUUGUUCCUGCUUUUCAUUGUGCGCCGCGUCAUGCUUUACCUCGCCCGCGUAACGGGAUCGAUCGACAAUGGCCCGACCAUGGUGUUCAUGACGGUAACGAUGUUGGUGCUGUUCGCGUCUGCUUUCUUUACGGACAUCAUUGGUGUAAACGCUAUUUUCGGUGCUUUCCUGGCUGGACUGGUCAUACCUCGAGAGGGAGGUCUCUCCAUCGCUUUGACUGAAAAGCUUGAAGAUAUGGUUACGAUUGUAUUCCUGCCCUUGUACUUCACGAUUUCGGGACUUAACACCAACCUUGGUCUUUUGGACAACGGGAUCACUUGGGGUUUUACAAUUGCCAUUAUGGCACUCUCGUUCUCCGGUAAAUUUGGAGGUUGCACGUUGGGCGCAAGGGCGAUAGGGUUCAGCUGGCGAGAGUCAAGUACUAUCGGGGCGCUGAUGAGUUGCAAAGGCUUGGUUGAGCUGAUUGUGCUCAAUAUCGGUCUCCAAGCGAACAUUUUGUCUCAGCGCGUGUUCUCGAUGUUCGUUCUUGAAGCCGUGGUGCUCACAUUCAUGACCACGCCUCUCGUUACUUGGCUAUACCCGGAAAUGCUUCAGACCUCUAGCCGUCGCAAUGCUCAAGGGUCAUUGGCUGUCGACUCCGAAGGCAUCACGGACUCCGACCUUGAGGAAAAGAAGCGCACCGACGAUGGUAUCUGGCGCCAUCGCCUCACCGUCGUCCUCGACAAGCUCGAGCACAUUCCCUCCCUCAUGUCGCUCACUCAGCUUAUCCAUCUCGACACCCCUGACGUUGACGGCGGCGCCAGUCCAGCGGGAGGCAAGCGGCGACCUGUAAUCAUCGACGCGCUUCGGCUCAUCGAGCUUUCGGACCGUACAUCUGCUGUGAUGCGUUCGUCGCACGCCGACCAGCUCAUACGGACUGACCCCCUCCUCUCCAUCUUCCGCACCUUUGCCGCCCUGCACGACAUGGCCGUUUCUGCGGCGCUCUCUAUCGUCCCCUAUGACGAUCUGGCGCACCGCGUCUCAGACCACGCAAAGCGCAACGGCGCGCAGCUGCUUGUCCUCCCCUGGCUCCCGCCCUCGGCUGCACCGGCCCCACCGAGCGUGGAUCACGAUGCCCUGUCGCCCGCCACGCCCCGUGCGGCUGCGCUCGCACACAACCCCUUCGAGGCGUUCUUCGGUGCCAGCUUGCACGGCGACUCCACGGAGGGUGCACAUGGUGCGAGUGCGAUCCACUCGCAGUUCAUCAGGAGUGUGUUCAAGGAAGCACGGACGGACAUCGCCCUUGCGGUCGACGCUGGUCUCGGGUCCGGCACGGCGGCUGCGAUUGGGAGUGGCUCUGCACAUGUGUUUUUGCCGUUCUUUGGCGGCCCGGACGACCGGCUCGCGCUCGAGUUCGUCGCGCAGCUGUGUGCGAACGUUAAAGUCAGGGCUACGGUCGUGCGUGUGAGCAAGCGCGACGUGCAGGCGGACUUGGCACAGCCGGCGACAGCGCUCGCAAGCGACGAGAAGGUCGAUCAGGAGUUGUCGAAUAUUCGCGACAACGGGAUGACUAUCCAUUCGACUUUCGGCGGCUUCCCGGAUACCGUAUACGGAAAUGCUACAACCCAAACACGUCUUCAAAGCGAGACAGCCGACAGCGUCGCCUGGGCGCGCUUUGCCCAGCCUGAAGAGGACAACGCGGACUCGGACGGCGAGAACGUCGCGCCCGUGUCCUCUGCCCUCCGCUCCGCGCUCUCGCGCAUGGAGUUUGAAGAGCUCGCCUCCCCCCUGCCCCUACACGCUAUCCUCACGCGUGUCUCGCAGCUCAAGGAGUCCCUCGCGUCCUCCCGGACGCGCAUCCUCGUUCUGUGCGGCCGCUCGCGCCGCCUCGCGAUCGAGGACCACAACGCGGAGCUCAAGAAGCUCGUCGAGGAGCACAAGGGCGGCGGGCUCGGCGGGGGCGCGAGCGAGGUCCACCUCGUGCGCAAGACGAUCGGCGACGUUGGCGCGGCGAUGCUUGUCGGGUCUACCGGCACGGGCAUGGUCGUCGUGCAGGCUUCCCAGGAUGACGUCUAGAUCGACUCGGUCGCAUGGCGAUGGAAGCGGGACGAACGGCGGCGACGGACGUGUCCUUUCUCCUGGGGUUUAUCCUUGGUUUUGGGUCUUCUGCCUGGCUUUCCUUUCCCUCUCUCUCUUAUCUAUCCGUCUUGCGCAAAAUCGGCUCUCGUUUGCUCUGGUCAUACCAUCAUACCAUCUCCACCAUGGCUCACCCACCACGCAUCUUUCUGCAUCGACAUCAUAUCACCUUGGCCAUCGCCUAUAAUCACAAAACAGACUAUCGCAUCUAUCACCCACCAUCUAGCAGUAUCUAUCAUGACCGUUACGACCUUGUUUGCAGAUCUCAUAGGGGAGAGGGGGGGAGGAAGGAUGUUAAUAAUGGGGAACCGGCGAUGCUGGUUCCCUCGUUAUGUGCCUGUGCUCAGUGCUUGCUGUUCAGUGUAUGCACGUAUCGCGGCGGCGCGAUGAUAUCUAAUCUGUAUAUACUGUAUACUGUGUUUCUUUUCAUGAGAUGCAGAAUUUAUAUACCCUUGUUAACCGC